AUGGCUUCAUCUAGAUCCGCGGCGAGGUUACUCGCCUACCGACGUCCCAUGCCCUCAGUCGUGUCCCCGUCUUCAUUCAUCCCGACCGCAAACUUCUCUUCCUCGGUGAGCCGGGCAGCCACGCCAGCUGGGCCUCCGCCCUCCGGUUUCCGUAUCCCUCCCCCGAGGCGAUGGGACCAAGACCCAGAGUCCUCGCUGGACAAGGCAAGCAAGUACUUCCUCAUGGCGGAGAUCUUCCGGGGCAUGUACGUCGUUUUGGAGCAGUUCUUCCGGCCACCUUACACCAUCUUCUACCCCUUCGAGAAAGGACCAAUCUCCCCCCGUUUCCGUGGUGAACACGCUCUUCGACGCUACCCUACCGGUGAAGAGCGCUGCAUCGCCUGCAAGCUAUGCGAGGCCAUCUGCCCUGCCCAGGCUAUCACCAUUGAAGCAGAGGAGCGAGUGGACGGAAGUCGCCGGACGACCCGAUAUGAUAUUGAUAUGACCAAGUGCAUCUACUGCGGGUACUGCCAGGAGAGUUGCCCAGUUGAUGCCAUUGUUGAAACCGCCAACGCUGAAUACGCCACCGAGACCCGCGAAGAGCUGCUCUACAACAAGGAGAAGCUCCUCGCUAACGGUGAUAAGUGGGAGCCUGAAAUUGCUGCUGCUGCCAGAGCCGACGCUCCUUACCGAUAA
Aspergillus calidoustus is the source of this 675-nucleotide messenger RNA. Lineage: Eukaryota; Fungi; Ascomycota; Eurotiomycetes; Eurotiales; Aspergillaceae. The record is from the annotation of a GenBank genome assembly.